Molecule: messenger RNA, 1308 nt
Organism: Daldinia caldariorum
Lineage: Eukaryota; Fungi; Ascomycota; Sordariomycetes; Xylariales; Hypoxylaceae
Exons: 3
Coding region: 1-1308 (435 amino acids)
Biological process (GO): proteolysis
Molecular function (GO): metallocarboxypeptidase activity; zinc ion binding
Source: RefSeq, a predicted model, not a curated record
AUGAAGGUUUCUCUCUUGGUCCCGUUUCUUGCUUCGCUCGUUGUAAGCGUUCCAACGCCGCCAAGCAAUGAUGUCGUAUCAUAUGAUGGAUACAAGGUCUUGCGGAUCAACACGUAUGGGCACCCGUCCGCUCUGAAAGAGAAACUCUCAGGAAUUGCAUACGAACAGUGGAACCGUGAUAUCUACAAGCAUCUAGAUAUUCUCGUUUCCCCUGAUCAAUUUGCCACGCUCGAAGCACUUGAUAUUCAGUACCAAGUGAUGCACGAGAACUUGGGAGAUUCAAUUGCGGCCGAAUCCAAUUCGAAGUUGGCGUGGAAAAGACAGGUUGACGAUCUCUCUUGGUACGAGUCGUACCAUGACUACCAGGAUCACAUCCAAUAUUUCGAGGAUUUGCAAAAGUCUUUUCCGAACAACUCAGAGCUCAUCUCAUCUGGUACCUCUUAUGAGGGAAGAAACAUAUACGGUCUCCACCUAUGGGGUGCGAGCGGGCCCGGUAAACCGGCAGUGCUUUACCAUGGGAAUGUUCAUGCCAGAGAAUGGAUAACAUCACCGGUUGUUGAAUACAUAACGCUCCAACUAGUCACUGGCUAUAAAAACGGCGACUCGCUUACUAGUUUCUUUUUGGAUAAAUAUGACUUCUAUAUCGUACCAAUUGUGAAUCCAGACGGUUUUGUGUUUUCUCAAACAAGCAAUCGCUUAUGGCGUAAAAACCGCCAGCCACCGCCUGAGAAUGGAAACCAGUCUUGUAUUGGCCGAGAUAUCAAUCGUAAUUGGGAAUUUGCGUGGGAUGCAAAUCCGUUAGGCGCCUCUACAAACCCCUGCUCCCAGAGCUACAAAGGCGAGGCGCCAUCGGACACACCGGAAAAUCAGGGCUUAGACAAACUGGUGCGUAAGUUGCGCGACGGUGCAGGCAUUAAACUAUACAUAGACUGGCAUAGCUAUGGGCAAUAUAUCCUGUCGCCAUUCGGGUACAAGGAAACGUUGUACGCGCCGGAGCUUGGCAAAUGGACCAAAGCGGCCGGAAUCGUGAGCGAGACAAUUCGGGACAGCUCAGACGCGGGAACUACAUUUACUUUCGGGCCUAGCGGGGCGACGUUAUACCCAACGACUGGUGCGGCGCCUGACCAUGUUUAUAGUAUUGGUCGCGCCGAGUUUUCUUAUACUAUCGAACUCCGGGACACAGGCAAAUUUGGAUUUGUGCUUCCUCCCGAGCUAAUAAGGCCCACCGCCGAGGAACAGUGGGAAGGGCAAAAGGCUCUGCUCGGUUUGCUGGAUGAGGAUUUCUUCGACGGUGAAGGGCCGGCUUGA